ACUGCUUUUGAAAUGACCACUGCGAAGUCCUUCAUUCGUGUCUCUUGUUAACUCUGCCCUACUUUGUGCGCCUUGAUUGUGCAGCACCGGCACCCACUGACUAGAAGCAUGACCGACUACGAAGCGGAAACCGCCUUCCUCGGCGAGUGGGGACGUUUUCAGCAGCAGGUGUUUUUCUUCCUUUGCCUGAGCAUCAUCCCCAACGGUUUCACUGCCCUGGCCAUCGUGUUCCUCGCCGACACGCCGCCCCACCGCUGCCUCAUUCCCGCGCACCUCAACCUCACGGACGCAUGGAGGAACAGCAGCAUCCCGCUGGAGGAGGAGAACCACAGCGGCGCCUUGGUGCCCAGCAAGUGCUUCAGAUACAAACUUGAUGAUAUGCUGAGUUUCUCGGAGAGAGGUUUACUGCCCGGCGUAGAUGUAAAUCUGACUAAUGUGCCAAAAGAAGGCUGUCUGGACGGGUGGGAAUAUGACCGGAGCGUUUACAUUUCCACCAUCACAACUGAGUGGGACCUGGUGUGUGAUGACAGGUGGAAGAACCCGCUGACGUCCUCUGUCUUUUUCUGUGGAGUUCUCACUGGCUCCUUCAUUUCAGGACAACUUUCUGACAGGUAUGGGAGGAAAAUAGUGAUGUUUGUUACCAUCGCAGUCCAGACAGUGUUCACUUUCAUCCAGGUCUUUUCUUCAUCCUGGGUCGUUUUCUGCAUCGUGUUCUUUGUUGUCGGGUUGGGACAAAUAUCCAAUUAUAUGUCUGCGUUUGUGUUAGGAACAGAGAUUUUAGGCCCGCGUGUGCGGACAAUUUUCUCCACUGCGGGUGUGAGUCUGUUCUUUGCUGUGGGCUACAUGCUGCUGCCGGUGUUGGCUUUUUUCAUCAGAGACUGGAGGAUGCUUCUCCUAGGCCUCACCCUGCCUGGCUUCCUUUGUUUGCCUCUCUGGUGGUUCAUCCCAGAGUCUCCUCGCUGGCUCCUCUCUCGGGGAAGAGUAGAAGAGGCUGAGGCCAUAGUGAGAGAUGCUGCUAAGAAGAACAAAAUUGAGCCACCAUCGGUCAUCUUUAAUCCUUCACAGAAAGAAAAUCAGUCUGAGAAGACGACAGCCCACAACAUCUGUGACCUGCUACGUUCUCCAAACAUCCGCUGGAUCUCUGUCACGCUGUGGCUGGUCUGGAACACCGUGACUAUCGGCUACUUUGCACUUUCCCUGAACACGGCGAACCUUCACGGCAACGCGUACUUCAACUGUUUCCUGUCGGCUUUGGUAGAGAUUCCAGCCUACACUCUGUCAUGGGUUUUGUUUCGCUGGUGUUCCAGAAGACUGAGUCUCUUCUCAACCCUCUUCAUGGGAGGAUUGUUUCUACUCUUCAUACGGCUCAUACCAGCAAACCUGAUUUAUUUUGCCAUAACGCUCGAGAUGAUAGGGAAGUUUGCCGUGACGACAACAUUUGCCAUCGUGUACGCCUACACAGCUGAACUCUACCCAACUGUACUGAGGAAUACAGCUCUUGGCGCCUGCUCCAUGGCCUCCAGAAUAGGCAGCAUUAUUGCUCCAUACUUCAUUUACUUAAGAAGCUAUUCGAUUUCACUGCCUUACAUCCUCAUGGGAAGUCUUACAGCUCUGGCAGGGUUGCUGAGUCUCCUGCUGCCUGAGAGCUAUGGAAUGCCACUGCCUGACACAAUCACUCACAUGCAGCAGUUCCCUGGAUGUUGUCAGAAGACAUCUUAUGCACCCACACACACUGAAGAAGAGGAAAACGCUUGUGAAAGGAAGUCUCCGGUUGUCCCUUGAACAAGGAGCAGCACUGAUCCAGCUUGAGGGGAAUAACUGGGCAAACAUCAAGUCUCUCUGCACAUUUCUGCUAAAUGGACAUUUGUCAGGUAUAACUCAAAAGACAGUUCUUUUUAUCUCUGGAUGUGUGUAAUUAUGCAACUUCAACAGGACUGAAGAACAUGACAUAAUGUAAUCUCUGCAAACCUGGAAUGAUGUUUUGUCCAAGACAGCGCCAAAAUACUGUUAAAUGAAGAGUGAACCAAUGCAACUGUUACCAUACUUACAUAAUACUGCUCUGUAAAUUAUGAAAAUAGUGUAACUUUGAAUAAAUAAAAUUAACAGUGCACAUACGUAGAUGAAAAUCUCUAAUAUUCUGAUGAGACAUUAAUCAGAACCAGCAGCCACAUUUAGGGUUUUAUGGUAUUGCAACUGCAACUUUUGUUUUUAAAAUGUGCAUAGAAACAAUUAUAGACAAUAUUUUGUACACAUCUUUGUGAUUCAAGAUAACAUGCAGUGUGACCUGAAAGGUAGAAAGUGUUCUACACUGUAAUGUAAUCAAACAGUUCUGUAAUAAACACUACCUUUGUGAGACUUGAGUGGACUAUUUAAUAAAAAAAUAAAAUACAUU
Seriola dumerili (greater amberjack) is the source of this 2392-nucleotide messenger RNA. Its product is annotated as solute carrier family 22 member 5-like. The coding region runs from base 109 to 1782 and encodes 557 amino acids. The record is from RefSeq and is a predicted model, not a curated record. NCBI's taxonomy places the organism in Eukaryota, Metazoa, Chordata, Actinopteri, Carangiformes, Carangidae. The transcript has 10 exons. Gene Ontology annotation, cellular component: membrane. Gene Ontology annotation, biological process: transmembrane transport. Gene Ontology annotation, molecular function: transmembrane transporter activity.